Messenger RNA from Acipenser ruthenus (sterlet), 833 nucleotides. Its product is annotated as protein N-terminal asparagine amidohydrolase-like. Bases 327 to 833 code for a protein of 168 amino acids. The record is from RefSeq and is a predicted model, not a curated record. Gene Ontology annotation, molecular function: protein-N-terminal asparagine amidohydrolase activity. Gene Ontology annotation, biological process: ubiquitin-dependent protein catabolic process. NCBI's taxonomy places the organism in Eukaryota, Metazoa, Chordata, Actinopteri, Acipenseriformes, Acipenseridae. The transcript is spliced from 8 exons. Gene Ontology annotation, cellular component: nucleus.
GCGAGAGGAGCGAGAGAGAAAAUUAAAAAAAACUAAACAAAACAUAUACAGGAUCAGUGAAGGCAUUUGCCCAGCCUGACCUGUAUUGGCUGUUCAUUUUGUGUUCAUGAUUUGUUUUAUUUAUAAUAUUUAUUUUGCUCUGUGAGCAGUGUUUUUGUGUUUAAACUUUUUGUUUUAUUUUUUGUAUUUAAAAUAAAGAUGGUGCAAACGCCAUUGCACCCUACCUGCAGUAUUUGUUUCAGUUCCUGCUUCUGGCCUGACUUCACCACACACCCCAUCCUAUCAUAAUGCUCCAUUGCCAAUCCCCUGCAGCCUGAAACUCCAGCAUGCCUCUGUUUGUGAACAAGAAGAAGAUCGAGGAUUUCGAAACGAUUGAAGAAUUUUGGGCAAAAUAUGGAGACGAUUUGAGGGAUGCAGCAGAAAAAUUCAAACAGAUGAAACCAGAGACAGAAAAAUUGAAGUUACUUUACGUCUCUCAAAGGGAGUAUGCAACAAUUGAUUGGGGCACAGAUCAUAUCAAUGCGAUUGGAAGUGAUGAGGCGACAACCUGCCAUGUGAUUGUUCUCCGUUUCCAAGGCACUAGCAUUGUCAGCCUCGGUCACAUUGAUGGCAGCAAAGUUGGCGUUGGUGUGAAAGGCAUGCUCAAUGAAAUGAAGGCUGCUCUUUGCAAAGGCAGCGUGGACAAGAGUAUCCAGUACCCCAGUGUGGAUUUGUACAUGGCAGGGGGAUUCUGUGAUAACAAAAGGACUUCUCAAAGCAACACCAUGAAGCUGCUUCAGUUCUUUAUGAAGCAGGAAAUCAACAUUCACAUUCAGUUGGCUUGCGUGAGCUAA